AUGAAUGGAACAUUCGCGGCUGCCUCAACGACUAACUUGUUCUUGGCUUCGAGAGACGUGGCUUGGAGUGCUCCUAAGGGUCUAGGGUUUGUCUUUGUGGACCCUGAGGCUCGUGAUGAUCAUCGCAGAGAGGCCCUCUUUCACGGGCUCGGAGUCAAGAAGCUAAGCAAAAGAGAAAUUUGCGAACGGAUUGUGGAAGACCACCGCACGAAGGACAAGCGCGAUGGCCCGCGCCCGCUAGAUUGCCUGGUAGAGGAGAUGGUCCAACCCGCGCCCGAUAUGUCUAUUACGUCGCCCCAGAUGCGCCUCCUGACCUUCUCAGCCAACAUCUUAGGAAUUCACCAGCUCCCAUGA
Colletotrichum phormii is the source of this 354-nucleotide messenger RNA. RefSeq lists its product as uncharacterized. The record is from RefSeq and is a predicted model, not a curated record. The transcript has 2 exons. Bases 1 to 354 code for a protein of 117 amino acids. Lineage: Eukaryota; Fungi; Ascomycota; Sordariomycetes; Glomerellales; Glomerellaceae.